This is a messenger RNA of Parathielavia appendiculata, 523 nucleotides long. RefSeq lists its product as uncharacterized. The transcript has a single exon. The coding region runs from base 134 to 397 and encodes 87 amino acids. The record is from RefSeq and is a predicted model, not a curated record. NCBI's taxonomy places the organism in Eukaryota, Fungi, Ascomycota, Sordariomycetes, Sordariales, Chaetomiaceae.
UUUUUACGAGCAUCGCCUCGAAAGGACCUAGAAUUGAGUGUCGAGUGGACCGCAGCGCUUGCUGAUACGAGUCCUGCCGAGUGCCAGUGUCGGAAUGUGAUAUUUAAGCUGUAUUUACAGGGCAGCUUGGAGAAUGGGCGAUUGCGAAGCCCCGACGAGUUUAACGUUAUGGUGCUCUGCCGCCCAUCCGGGACGAGCGCUCCAUCUAGGUGGUAAACCGCUGCUAAGCUUACUGCGUCGAAGUCUGUCAUGUGCAGCACAUGGCUUGCCGUCUAGAGGGGUCACGGGUCGCUUGGUCCAUGCGAUCCCCGCAGCAGGGCUUCAGCCGAAGACACUGAAGUCGAUGGUCACUUCCAUUCGAAGCCUACGAGAAGCGAAGGACGUGUCCCAAAUGUGAGAAACCAUCUAUCUUGAGCCUACAGUAUAUGGUUUUAAUCCCUUGCCAUCCCACGCCCAUUUAUUCAUUGUCAGAGUACGGAGUAUUCCGUACAAAUGUCAUGAUCUCAAUGCUACCACAGUACGG